AUGAAUGAUCACUUAGCAAUGGCAUCAAUGGCGACAAAGGGUGCUACGGGAUUAUAUUUGCCGGGGAAUUUGCUCCACAAGGGAGAGAAAAAGAAUAAUGUGACAAUAUUGGCCAUGACCAAGGCAGGAUUUUCUUGUUCUUGGCACAUGAUCACACCGAAAAAACGAAGCUUUUACGCAAUGGCAAGUGCCGGUAUUCCUCCAAGCUUGGACAUGAAAAAUGGGAAAAAGGUGAAUGGGAUUCAUGUAAAGGAGACUCCACCUCCUUACAUCGGCACUACAAAUCCCAGUGUGUUGGCAAUCGAUAGCAGUGUUAUUGAACCUCACAUAUAUUUGCUUGGGAGAUUUGUGGAGGAUAGGUUAGUUUAUAGGCAGACGUUCAGUAUCAGGUCUUAUGAAAUUGGACCUGACAAAACUGCCACCAUGGAAACAUUGAUGAAUCUCCUUCAGGAAACUGCGCUAAACCAUGUGACAAGCUCUGGACUGGCUGGAGAUGGCUUUGGUGCUACCCGAGAGAUGAGCCUCAGGAAACUUAUUUGGGUGGUCACUCGCAUUCAUGUUCAAGUACAGCGUUACAGCUGCUGGGGAGACGUUGUUGAGAUCGAUACAUGGGUUGAUGCAACCGGGAAGAAUGGUAUGCGCAGGGACUGGAUAAUUCGAGACUACAACACCCAAGAGAUAAUAACGAGAGCAACAAGCACAUGGGUGAUUAUGAAUAGAGAAACAAGAAAGCUAUCCAAAAUCCCAGAUGAAGUCAGGGAAGAAUUGGCACCAUUCUACAUAAACAGGCUUGCAAUUCCUGCUGAACACAAUGAUGUUGAAAAAAUUGAUAAGCUGACUGUUGAAACAGCAGGGAGAAUUCAAUCCGGCUUAGCUCCAAGAUGGAGUGACAUGGAUGCCAAUCAACAUGUAAACAAUGUCAAAUACAUUGGAUGGAUAUUGGAGAGUGUGCCAAUGCAUGUCCUUGAACAUUACAAUCUGACAAGCAUGACUCUUGAGUAUCGACGAGAAUGUCGACAAUCAAAUCUGCUUGAAUCCUUAACAAGCACUAGCGCAGAUUCAAACAGCAAUUCCAGUAAUCGCAAAGCAGACAUAGAAUACACACAUACGCUGCGUAUGCAAGAUGACAAGGCAGAAAUAGUUCGUGCAAGGACAGAAUGGAAAUCCAAAUUAAAGCACAAGUGA
Dovyalis caffra is the source of this 1185-nucleotide messenger RNA. NCBI's taxonomy places the organism in Eukaryota, Viridiplantae, Streptophyta, Magnoliopsida, Malpighiales, Salicaceae. The record is from the annotation of a GenBank genome assembly.